Molecule: messenger RNA, 483 nt
Organism: Chrysochloris asiatica (Cape golden mole)
Lineage: Eukaryota; Metazoa; Chordata; Mammalia; Afrosoricida; Chrysochloridae
Gene: TMEM42
Product: transmembrane protein 42
Exons: 3
Coding region: 4-483 (159 amino acids)
Source: RefSeq, a predicted model, not a curated record
AUCAUGGCUGGGAGGCCGCUGCCUCCAAGCGGCACUGUGUGCGCGGCCGCCUAUCCCGACACCCCUGCCGAAUUUCCCCUGCACCUCCAGGCCGGCGCGAUGCGGCGCCGCUUCUGGGGCGUGUUCAACUGCCUGUGCGCCGGCGCGUUCGGGGCCUUGGCCGCCGCCUCCGCCAAGCUGGCCUUCGGCAGCGAGGUCAACACAGGCUUAUGCGUAUUAGGCAUUGUGGGAAUGGCAUUCACCAAUUCUCUGAUGUGGACGUUCUUUAGCCGGGGCCUGAGUUUCUCUAUGUCUUCGGCCAUUGCAUCUGUCACAGUGACUUUUUCAAACAUCCUCAGCUCGGCUUUCCUGGGCUUCGUGCUGUACGGAGAGUGCCAGGAGGUUUUGUGGUGGGGAGGCGUGUUCCUCAUCCUCUGCGGACUCACCCUGAUCCACAGAAAACUCCCACCCACAUGGAAGGCCCUUCCACAGAAACAGCAGUAA